Molecule: messenger RNA, 479 nt
Organism: Piliocolobus tephrosceles (Ugandan red Colobus)
Lineage: Eukaryota; Metazoa; Chordata; Mammalia; Primates; Cercopithecidae
Product: MORN repeat-containing protein 5-like
Exons: 3
Coding region: 21-479 (152 amino acids)
Source: RefSeq, a predicted model, not a curated record
AUUUUUGUUUUUUUUUUAAUAUGUCAAAAAUAAUUUAUUCGGACAAUACUAGAACCAAGGGUAAGUAUGUUUACCCAAAUGGGAACGUGUAUAUAGGAGAAUUCAAAAAUUCGAAUUUUCAUGGACAAGGUACACUAUACAUUAAGGGCAAAGGUGAGUAUAAGGGGACUUGGGAAAACGGGAAAAAUGUUGAAGGGGAAUAUUAUUUUAGUGAUGGGUUGCGUUAUGAUGAUCAUUGGGAUUAUUUAGUUAACAAUCGUUGUUUAUAUAAAGAAGAGGUUAAAAAUGUACAGGUUAUUUAUGGUGAAGAAGAAGAAGAAAAAACAAAAGAUUCAUAUAUGCAUAAUAUUUAUGAUAUAGGCGAUGGAUACUGCAAUACUGAUGACCAAGUCGUUUACAGCUUUACUAGUCAUAAAGAAAUCAAAAAAGUAAAUGAGAGAGAAAGAAAUUGGAUAAAAAACCACUGUGCAAAAUGUUAA